Messenger RNA from Trametes versicolor FP-101664 SS1, 3641 nucleotides. RefSeq lists its product as uncharacterized. Gene Ontology annotation, molecular function: ubiquitin conjugating enzyme binding; cyclin binding; ubiquitin protein ligase activity. The transcript is spliced from 8 exons. Gene Ontology annotation, cellular component: ubiquitin ligase complex; cytosol; nucleus. NCBI's taxonomy places the organism in Eukaryota, Fungi, Basidiomycota, Agaricomycetes, Polyporales, Polyporaceae. Bases 425 to 3205 code for a protein of 926 amino acids. Gene Ontology annotation, biological process: protein polyubiquitination; protein autoubiquitination; proteasome-mediated ubiquitin-dependent protein catabolic process. The record is from RefSeq and is a predicted model, not a curated record.
CCUCCCUCCAUCUUCCUUCCUACUCUACAUGGCCACCCUUUCACGCCCGCGUAUCUCAUUGCAAGCUCCAGAGGGAGACGAACAGCGACAGCAGCGACUACUCAGCCUCGACAUUCCUACCCCAUUUCCGAGGCUUCCCGCACGAACGGAACAGCCCCAAAGGAGAACUGCGCCAGCAGAAGAGCCCCUGCGCGAAGAAGAGCCCGCGAGACAGUCGAAUGCAACUAAUGAACUGCAAACGGAGGCCGGCGAGAGAGCGGCGGGGGAGGCGACUGGGGAACCCAUGAUCGAGGCCGAGGGUACCGACUCGGACGAACUCAUGUCAUCGAUCGUGAACGUGCAGCGGUCAUGUCUUACGACACUCAACGAUCUGCUCUCAACCUCGUCCAACUGGCGCCCCAUCAUCCCCGACCGCCGACAUUCCAUGCCCUCCCCGCGUUCCCCUCUCGCCUUGUCCGCCCUACCAUCACUCUUCGCUAACUCCGCAGCAUCUUCCUCAUCAUCAGCCGCCACUACUCCGCUCCAGACCCUCGUUCUCAACCUCCGUGCACAAGAGGCGGAGAACAUGACAGAAUGCGCCGCUUCCGACCUCUCAGACGAGCCCGCGCUCGUGCACGAGUUGGAAACCCGCAUAAGCCGUCUCGCCGCGGGGCAACUACCACCUCACCAGGGAUCCCUCGCCCGGUGUCUCGUGACUCUCGUGGCACAGUUCCACAGGCUUGCGGAGCUGCACCCGAAACCCCCACGGUCAAAGCCGUCCGCAGUACCGCGGACGGCGUCGUGGAGCACAUCGCCGGCGGAUGCCACGCAUUCCUCCGCUGCCGGCAACCCGCUCGUGACCCUGCAACGGCAGCUAAGCGAUCUGCAGCUAGAGCGGGACGCGCGGGGAACCGAGCAAGCAUAUUCUUCCUUCCCUCCUGUACAAGCGGUAGAAACCGCGCUCCUUUGGACACGCGUCGACCAAGAGUUCGAACGCAUCCUCGACCUGUGCUCCGACCGUCCACUUGACGCGGAGCUCGACAUGGACCACAUGCUCCCGGAGUACGACGAGGGCGAGUAUGAGGGCGCUUUCGGCUCAGAUACGGAGCUGCCGGUGUAUGAAGCGGGCGAGGGAUACGAGCAUUACGCCGCGGACAAGAUGAAGGGCGACCUCGCGCGAAUACGCUCCCGCGAGCCGACCUCCGCCUCGAGCGGCGGCGUGAGCGAGAAGAUGCGGAUGGACCUCGAGGCGGUCGCGCUCGCAAUUGAUCGGCUGUACCUCGUCGCGCCUCAACUGCACGAUCAGCGCGUUGAACUGAAGAAGACUAAGCAAGAACAGAUGGAGCGGGCUCGUUUGGCUGGACCGUCGAAGAAAGAGGUCCGCGAAGCCGAGCGGGAGAGGAUGAGAGACAAGGUCAGGAGCAGGCUUGGGAAGGAGCGCGAGCAAGACGUGGGCGAGCUGGAGAAGAUGGUCGAGCUCAUCGGCCGCGCGUCCGAGCGGCGGCUCGUGGACCAGUCUGUCGUGCUCGACGGGGGCAUGAAGGCGCGGUUCGAGCAGGCGCGCGUGCGUGAUCACGAGAAGCGCGAGGCGUUCGUCACGCGUCUAGUACGACAUUCCGAUGCGGGCCGACUACACUCGCAAGACGCCGUAUUGGGUAGGAACAGGGCGAAGGACCCGGACGCGAUGCUUUCGCUGCCUGAGUUCAUCCGCGAGGGCGUGCCGGAGGGCAUGCAACUCAAGAUGCAGAUGGAGGACCCGAAGGCGCUGCUUACCCUGCCCGAGCUGCUGCGGGAGCCCGUACCAGAACAUAUGGUGCAGCCGCAGCCGAGGCCACCGCCGCUGUCGCACAAGAAGUCGUUCAAGGGCAUGCGCAGCAGGAGCAUGUCAGCUCCGCCGCUGGCGUGGCUGUUGCCGUCGUCGCCGCGGUCUUCAUCUCCUGGAACGCCUCCCGAGUUGAAAGAGGCGAAGGAGUCCAAGAGGUCACGGAUGAGCAGGUUGAAGAGGCCAGGCUCGUCCAGCGGUAUCUCCACGCCGCAUUGGCAAGCUGGACUGGACGCGCACUACGUCGCGGAGUACCACGAAACGCUGCAGCACGUGCUCAUCUUCUUGAACGUCCAGGGCAUGACUCCCGGCGCGAACCUGGAAGCGGAAGUGGUACCCACGUCCGAGUCGCGGAUCGAGGAGCGCAGCCGUCUUCUCCUGAAAUGCGGCGCCUCGACCUCCCCUCUGCUCGCGCUCCCCGCACCUGUAUCUCCCGGCGUGAAGGAAGUGAAGGUGAUGGGCCAGUUCCACGAGAUCAAGCUCGCCGUCACCGCUCCCCCUCCUUCGCCGGUUGAUGCGUCCCCCGCCCUCCUCGACGCAACGCAACUCUCGUUCGUCGCCCCGACGAGCUUCGUGUGCGCGUCGUGCUCACUACCCGUCGUUCAUGGUGCGCGCCUGCACGAGUACCGCGACCUGCCGUCGGAGCACUGGGCCGAGCUCGUCGACGCGUGGAUGUGCCACUCCGACCAGCGCCUGCAUGAUCAUGUCCAGCAGCACUCCCGUGACGGUUUCUGGCCGCGGGAGGGGCAGGCGCUCGUGGGCGGUAGUUACAUCCUCUUCGAAGAAUCUGCUAUCGUGCAUAGCAACAUGUGGCCGACGACCGACGAAGACUACAAGCCCGAAGACGGAUGGCAUCGAACACGGUGCAUCUGUGGUGCCAUCAUAGGGCGCUGUCAAGAACGGCCUUCUUUGCCGGGCGUCGAACCGUCGAUGGUCUAUCGCUUUGCCAAGUACGCUGUGCGGCCAAUGAGCGCAAACUCGGAGCCAUCGCGACUCCCUAUCUCGGCGUUCAUCGCGGAGGAUAUGAACGAGUUCGUUCACGCGCAUGCGACUUACCGGUUCGUCAUCUUCGAUGAGGAAGAGGAGCGUCCUCGUAUCCUUGUCUGGUUGUUCAAGCCGAGCAUGCGGUUAUCGUACACCGUCCCGACACAGUAUGUCCUGCCCAAGACUGGAUCUAUCCGCGCUGCGAAGGUGCUCUACAAGAUUCUCGACACAGCAGCGGCAUAUUCAGAUCUCCCAACUCUGUUGCAGCGAUACCCCGGCUUCCCGCAGGCCGAACACCUAUAUUACCCGCGUGGGAUCUGUCGUCGCAUCGGCGCGUCGCUGAAGGAGAGCAACACAGCGUACCCCGAGAACAUGCGCACGAUGACUGGCCUUGACGUUGGAUGGCUCCAGCGUGCUUGAGACAACCUCAUCCGUCCCCUUUUCCUCAUCAUCAUCAUGCCGGCCUUCCCCGCACCCAACAUCCACUCACUCGGCCGCGCAUCUAUCCACACAUCUUACCCAUCUCUCGCCGCAUCUCUGUCAUUCUAGACCAGCCGGUCGCCGACCGCCGCACGCCUUCGCUGUUGUAUUGUCUCACGUCCCAUGGACUGCACACACAUCUUUGUCCUAGUUCUGCACCCUGUCGCAAGCCGGCUACGUACUUCUUGUAGAAACCCAGUCCAGUCCAGUCCAGUCCCGAGGUCCGUCGUCGCACUCCCCAUAUGAUAGAGCGCGGUGCUGGCGCCCAUAAGCUGACAGUCGUUGUCGUAUAUCAUCAUCAUGUUUGCAUAGUCCCAUUGUCGCAGAGCGCCUGCUUAUACAGUUUUUGUCGGGCAGGGCUCGACGUCCAUUGCCA